AUGAAUGGACAGAGAAGGGAAGAUAUGGUAACAGUGGCAAUAGACAAGGACAAAGGGAGCCAGUAUGCUUUGAAAUGGGCUGUUGAUCAUCUUCUUGGCAAGGGCAAAAUCGUCACCCUUCUCCAUGUCAAACAAAGACCUUCUUCCAUUCCCACAUCAAUGGGAAACCAUGUUGCCCUCUCUGAUGUUAGCGACGAAGUGGCAAAAGCAUAUAAAGAUCAAGUUGAUAAUCAAGCCAAAGAGUUAUUCCUUCCCUUUCGCUGCUUUUGCACUCGUAAGGAUAUACAAGUUAACGAAGUCCUGCUUGAAGACAUGGAUGUAGCGAAGGCCAUAUGCGAAUAUGUAAAAGUCUCUUUGAUUGAGAAUUUGGUAGUUGGUGCCACCUCAAGGAAUGGCUUUGUCAGAACAUUCAAGACUAUAGAUGUUCCCGGCAGUAUUUCAAAAGGGGCACCUGAGUUCUGCACAGUACAUGUCAUCUCCAAAGGAAAAAUAGCAUCAGUACGGUCUGCCUCCAUUCCAGUUCCAAACCAACCUACCGUUGGCCUAUUGCAGAAGCAACUCAACCCCAUUCCCAGUCAAACUGAUGUGGGUCUCAUGCAAGGCAACACCGCAAGAGGUCUGCUUCUCUUAUCCUUUCAGCAAACUAGUUUCCACCUUUGGAUUUGUAUCAUUGCUAAAAAAAGCUUCUCUGAUCCCAUUUCAGCAGCUGGAGCACCUGAGAGGGCACCAUUGGCUUAUCGUAACCUAAACGAUGACAUGGAGAUCAAGUAA
Ilex paraguariensis (yerba mate) is the source of this 771-nucleotide messenger RNA. The record is from the annotation of a GenBank genome assembly. Lineage: Eukaryota; Viridiplantae; Streptophyta; Magnoliopsida; Aquifoliales; Aquifoliaceae.